GCUCAGACAACAAAAGCGGAAGAUGCUGCAGUUGGGCAAGGUCAGGACCUUGCCCUGAAGCCAGGCGGCGGCGCGCACGCCUUUCGCUGGACUGAGGAGCUGUCGCUGGUGGCGGGUGCAUGUUCACGAGGAGGCAGUCGGGCGCCGCGCCGUUCGGAGCUAUGCCUGUCCCAGACCAGCCUUCGUCAGCCUCCGACAAGACCAGCUCCGUCAGCCCUGGCCUCCCCACCUCCAAUGGAGACGGCUCGGAAACGGAAACCACCUCCGCCAUCCUCGCCUCGGUCAAAGAACAGGAAUUACAGUUUGAAAGGCUGACCCGAGAGCUGGAGGCAGAACGCCAGAUCGUCGCCAGCCAGCUGGAGCGAUGCAAGCUCGGAUCGGAGACCGGCAGCAUGAGCAGCGUCAGUUCAACAGAAGAGCAGUUUCACUGGCAAUCACAAGAUGGUCAAAAAGAUAUCGAAGAUGAGCUCACAACAGGUCUUGAACUGGUGGACUCCUGUAUUAGAUCCCUGCAGGAAUCAGGAAUACUUGACCCACAAGACUAUUCAACAAGUGAAAGGCCCAGCCUGCUCUCCCAGAGUGCACUUCAGCUCAAUUCCAAACCUGAAGGGUCCUUCCAGUAUCCAGCCAGCUACCAUAGCAACCAGACCCUGGCCCUGGGGGAGACGGCCCCGACGUCGCAGCUCCCCGCCCGCAGCACACAAGCCCGAGGUGCGGGCCAGAGUUUCAGCCAGGUAUGUGGGGGAACGGGCCCUCUGCUCUGUUGCUCCGUGGGCUCCAAGGGACCCGGUGGGAAGCAGGAGUGUGAAAUGGCCAUGAUGGCCCCUCCUGCCUUUUUUGGGGGUGCCCUCCAACUUUGGAAAGACGCCCUGAGUGCUGUGAUUGAAGGAAGUGAAUAA
This is a messenger RNA of Vicugna pacos (alpaca), 899 nucleotides long. NCBI's taxonomy places the organism in Eukaryota, Metazoa, Chordata, Mammalia, Artiodactyla, Camelidae. The record is from RefSeq and is a predicted model, not a curated record.